GUUUCCAUGGAUUCCUCUAGACUCUCCACGUGUAUAUUCUUAGCUAGCUUUAUCAUUGACAAUUCGCUUACUUUAAUUGUUGCCUAUCUAUGAUUGUUCUUGCUGCUCGUGAAUUCUAUGCGGCUCGUUUCUUGAUAUUGACCAAGAAUCAUCUCGUUUGAGAAGCUUGCAUGAACAAAAAUGAAUGAACCAAGGCAUCCAUCGGUGUUUCAGAAGGUUCAUGGACAAACCUCCUUGAUUAGUACACUAUCUCCAAGUGUGCAACCUCGUAAUCACAGCGUCUCUGGAGCUUAUGUCAAUGGAGGUUUGCAGAGUCUACUGCAGCCAACUAGUCAUGACACUUCUCUUAUACCACGUGGCUCACUUCCCGUACUUGCUCAAGCUCCUACCGAGAAAACUAGCACUGGCUUCUUGAUUGAUUUUCUCAUGGGAGGAGUCUCAGCUGCCGUUUCAAAGACUGCAGCCGCUCCUAUCGAGCGUGUUAAGCUCUUGAUUCAGAACCAAGAUGAAAUGAUCAGAGCCGGGCGUCUCUCUGAACCAUACAAAGGAAUCACUGACUGUUUUACCCGGACGGUCAAAGACGAAGGCGUGCUUGCUCUUUGGAGAGGCAACACCGCCAAUGUUCUCAGAUACUUCCCCACUCAGGCUUUGAACUUUGCAUUCAAAGACUACUUCAAGCGACUGUUCAACUUCAAGAAAGACAAAGACGGAUACUGGAAAUGGUUUGCAGGUAACUUGGCUUCUGGUGGUGCAGCUGGUGCAUCGUCUCUGCUUUUUGUCUACUCUUUAGAUUACGCACGUACCCGUUUAGCCAACGAUGCCAAAGCAGCCAAGAAGGGUGGUCAGAGGCAGUUUAAUGGCAUAGUUGACGUGUACAAGAAGACUAUAGCCUCUGAUGGUGUUGUGGGACUAUACCGCGGUUUCAACAUCUCCUGUGUUGGAAUCAUCGUGUACCGUGGGCUCUACUUUGGACUGUAUGAUUCCUUGAAGCCUGUGGUUCUUGUUGAUGGUCUCGAGGAUAACUUCUUGGCGAGUUUCUUGCUGGGAUGGGGAAUCACCAUUGGAGCUGGACUGGCGUCAUACCCGAUAGACACGGUGCGUAGAAGAAUGAUGAUGACAUCAGGUGAAGCAGUGAAGUACACGAGCUCACUUCAGGCCUUUAAUCAGAUUGUUAAGAAAGAAGGAGCCAAGUCGCUUUUCAAAGGUGCAGGUGCCAACAUCCUCCGUGCUGUUGCGGGCGCUGGUGUACUUGCUGGCUAUGACAAGCUCCAGCUCCUUGUGUUUGGCAAGAAGUACGGCUCUGGUAGUGGCUAAACGAUGGAUGAGGUGUACGAGUGAAUAAAACUGUGUGUGUUUAUCGAAUGUACUCUGUCAAGUUUGUGGCUUUUGUCAUAGUUGUGACUUCUUUCCAACAAAAAUAAAAUAACGAAGAAAAACACUGGAUAACA
Molecule: messenger RNA, 1448 nt
Organism: Brassica napus (rape)
Lineage: Eukaryota; Viridiplantae; Streptophyta; Magnoliopsida; Brassicales; Brassicaceae
Product: ADP,ATP carrier protein 3, mitochondrial
Exons: 4
Coding region: 181-1314 (377 amino acids)
Biological process (GO): mitochondrial ADP transmembrane transport; mitochondrial ATP transmembrane transport
Cellular component (GO): mitochondrial inner membrane
Molecular function (GO): ATP:ADP antiporter activity
Source: RefSeq, a predicted model, not a curated record